This is a messenger RNA of Tarenaya hassleriana, 1516 nucleotides long. RefSeq names its product afadin- and alpha-actinin-binding protein. The record is from RefSeq and is a predicted model, not a curated record. The transcript has 14 exons. Lineage: Eukaryota; Viridiplantae; Streptophyta; Magnoliopsida; Brassicales; Cleomaceae. Bases 143 to 1270 code for a protein of 375 amino acids.
UUCUAUUCGUUCACCCGCCGAGAUAGAUCUCUCGGGGAGAGAGACACAUUCACUGUUUUGACUUCCUUUUUUAAAUUCACAUAUCUGUACAUUCUCCGGCGACUUCUCCGCCGCAUAUCGGAGCUCCGGUCAACGGCUAACGAUGUCAGUGACGGAAUUCGAAUUUAGAGCCUCGUCUCAGUUGGGCUUAUCCGGGAUCGGGGAGCAUAAUUUCGCCGAUGUCGAUAAUCUGGAUCACUGUAUCAAGUACUUGAACCAGACUUUGGUUACCUUCGGAUUCUCGGCUUCGCUCGACCUCUUCGCUAGCGAUCCUGUUUCGGUCGCCAGAACAUGCAAUUGCAUAUAUGCAUUGCUUCAGCAGAGACAGAGAGAUGUGGAAUUCAGAGAAUCUGCUAAUGAUCACAGACAACGACUUCUGUCCGACACGGCCAGACUCGAGUCGAAAGUGGAAAGGCUUGAGACUCAACUGCAAACCAAGGAAAGGGAAAUUGCUUCGGUCACAAGAACAGAAGCCAAGACUACAGCAGCUUUGAAGGCCCAGAUUGAAAAGCUGCAGAAAGAAAGAGAUGAGUUUCAGAGGAUGGUUAUUGCUAACCAGCAAGUCAGGACACAACAAGUACAUGAAAUGAAGAAAAAAGAAAAGGAAUACAUAAAAUUGCAGGAGAAGCUAAAUCAAGUGUUGAUGGAGAAAAAGAAGGAAUCACGAUCAGGCAUGGAGAUUAUGAACCUACUCCAGAAAGAAGGGAGACAGCGUGGAACUUGGAACGGAAAGAAGGCUGACUCCGAUUUCUACAAAAAGAUUGUGGAUACGUAUGAAGCUAAAAAUCAAGAACUGAUGGCCGAGAAUACUGAUUUGAGGGCAUUACUCCGAUCCAUGCAGGGCGACAUGCGUGCUUUCUUAAACGAUUCUGGUGUACCAUCCAACCAAUCUUUGGCUGCCAAUGGAAGACGCGCCAUGGAACUUUCUCAGUCUCCGUUGGGUGGGAGGACGGACGUCUUUGAUCUACCUUUCCGUAUGGCUAGAGGUCAAAUAGAAGACAGUUUACGAUCUAAGAUGGCUUCCAUCAAGGAACGAAUGGGUCAGUUACUAGAUGCACAGAAAGAGGCAGCGGUUACCUCAGAAGCCACAGAGAGGGAGCUUGAACUUGAAGCACAACUGGUCGAAGCACGGAGCAUAAUCCAGGAGCAGGAGUCCAUAAUGUCUAAACAUCUGCCGAAGAUGGAGCGGAGAAGGUACUGUGCCCCUUCGCAAUCUCUCGGUGGACUUUGAGUUUGAAAAGAGAUGCAGUUUUAGUUAUGAUGACACCUCCUCUGCAAAAACGGGUAACACUCUUUACGUGUCUGUUCUUAAAAAUGGAUGAAAUACAACUUUUGGGUGAAUACACACAACAAUCACGAGUACCCGGAACAUUGGGGACACUCAGUUUGGCCUCAUCCCCGCGGGUUAUUGUCUCGGUUUUGAUCAUGGGAGAUCUGUGAUACCCAUAGUACUUGAACCCGCGAAAAUUUUCAUUAA